AGAUAAUGGAAGAGGAGAAACAGGAGAAGGCAAAGGAGAUAAAGGAAGUGAAGAAAGAAGAGGAGGAAAAGGAGAUAAAGGAAGCGAAGAAACAAGAGGAAGGGAAGAAGGUAAAAGACGAGGACAAACAGGAGGAAGUCAAGAAGAUAAAGGAAGCGAAGAAACAGGAAGAGGAAAAGGUGAUAAAGGAAGCGAAGAAACAAGAGGAAGGAAAGAUGAUAAUGGAAGAGGAGAAACAGGAGGAAGAAAAGGAGAUAAAGGAAGAGGAUAAACAGGAGGAAAGCGAGGAGACAGAGGAAGAGAAGAAACAAGUGGAAGGGAAGAUUAUAAAGGAAGAGGAGAAACAGACAGGGACGGAGCACUUAAAGGAAGAGAAAAAUCAUUCAAAUGGAGAGGAAGAGAAGCAGCGGGAGGUGUCAAAGAGAGAGGAGGAACAGGGUGACGUUAAGGAGUUAAACCAAGAGGGGAAGCAGCAGGAGACAGAAGAGUUCAAAGAGGAAAGGGAGGUAGAAGAAUUGGAAGAUCAGGCGCGAGAAAAAGAAAAGGUCAUGGCCGAAAUAAAAGAGGAAAAGGUCGAGGAGAAGGAGAACACGGAGCAUUUGAGGCGGAACAAAGAGGAAGAGGGGAUCCUUGAACGUUCAAAAGAGCUUUGCUCUGAAACUAGCAAAGAGGGAUUUGUGCAGGACAGAGAUGAAAAUGAUUUUGCUAGCACAAACCACAACUCAAUAAAGGAAGGGAGAGUGGCGACAGCACAGCAAAAUCUAGUAGCCGACACUGAUCAAACAUUAGCAGACAGGCUAGGAGCCGGUCAGCCAGUACCAGUUGAAGGUGUGGAGAAGGAUGAGGAUGUAAUAAAGGUGGAGAAAGAAAAGGACGAGAAUAAAGAUGAUGGUGCCAUGGAAGAUCAGGGGAAGAACAAUGAUUUGCCAUAUUCAGGUGAGAGUACUAAAUCACUUUCACUUGGCCAGACAACUCAGAACACAGAACAUCAUCAGCGACUUUCCAGUGAGGCCCACAACACCAAGCUUGAAUUCACUGAAACCGUCAGCAUCGGGGUUUCAGCUGAGAAGAAAACCGAGCAAGUGCACUCUGAUCAUAUGAUAGUAACAGAGAUGCACACUGACAGGGAGGAGACCGCUAGUCAUGGCGAGUCCAGGACAGACGGAGUGGAAGAGGUUCCUGUUUUGUCCGCUGUGAUGUCUGAAGAAACCUUUCCGUCCGACGGUCACAAUGUAGGGACAUCAAGAGAGCCUCCGAGCGCAGGAGCGUUCGGCCUUUUCAAAAGCACCGUUAGCUUUUUCAGAUCCUCCGUCGCCAAUACUGAGGGACCUAACGAGUCCGCACCAAGUUUGGGUUCUAACACAGGCCCAAACAAUGAACAAGCCCCUCCCCCUCCUGAACAGGAAGUGGAUACAACCCACGAUUCAAAUCGGGUUUACGUACAAGAUUUGCACUCUGACUCUCCCGUCACCGCGUCACUGCCGCGGCCUUCUCCCCCCCUUGGGGAGGCCCGGCGAUCCCCUCCGUCCCCAACGCAGAUCCAUUCUCACCCUGUGGAAAGCCCCCUCCAGACCAAAACCCCCACCAGACACAACAAGAGCCUCCUAGGCCACAUGAGCGCAGACGAGGCGACCAUCCUGACGGAGCUCUUUGGCCGACACAAGCUGCAGUUUUUGGACUACGCUUUAGGGAGCGCGGUAACCGAGGCCAAUCAGCCCGAUGGCGAUGACUCGAUAUUGCUGGAUAUGGAGAGGCUCCUGGGUCAUUACAGAGAGGCACUGGUGGCUCCCAGCAUGGGGCUGGCGGACGCACCGCGGGAGGACAAGGAAAAGACCAGAACGCUCAUCGCGCUUCAGAAGCUAGAAACAAUGCUGGCAAGAGUAAGGGAGACUUUCAGCACAGCCGGGCCCAACUCGGUCAGGGAAUCGUACCCAACUCACGGCAAGACACCCGCUGAGGACGUCCCCCCUGGGAGCCUGGAGAGGAACGCUCCAAGGGAUGAAUGGAUCGGGGAGGAUGAAGCCAAAGAUGGAAGACUGGGUGGAAGCACAGCAAAACAGGGGCUGACUGAGGAUGAACGAAGAGUGGAGGAGGAAGAAAGAAGGGAAAGAGAGAGACGGCGCCCGGAGACCCUUCCUCACAUUCAGCCAGCAUCACCACACCCACCAGAAGGGGUAAUUAGACAGAUUCUGGAAUUUGCUCAUCAGAUCGGCAAAGACUUGACAAGUUACAUGCACGCAGCGAGGGAGCUCCUUAUAUGGCUUAUUUCACAGGUUGUGUCGUCACUGCCUGAUGACAUCAGACCUGGGCCGGACCUGUACGGGUUGUCAUGGGAACCGGUCAUCGUCUCCAGUCUGGUGGGGCUGGUGACCAUGCUGUUAUUUACCUGUAGAUGUUAUAGUUCUGUCAAAAGCAGAAUGUAUCGAAGUAAAGAGCGGAGGAUGGCGGAGCAGGUGACACAGCUGCUGGAUGAGAAGUGUAAAGUCCUUGAGGAUCUCAGCAAAUGUCAGCAAGAGUACGAUGGCCUUGAGAGCACGCUGAAGGAGAAUGGUGUCUUGGCCCAAACUCAAAAGACAGAACAUCUGGAGGUCAAAGCCAGACAGCUGGGUCAUGCUAAAAGAGAGCUGGAUCGGGAUCUGGAACAACUGAAGAAACAACUGGACCAGCAGAGAGAACAAAGGAUAGAGCAGGAAAGGAAGAUAGCUUUGCUUGAAGAGACCAUUAAAACCAGUGAAGAAGAAAGCAGAGACCUCCUGUCACAGGACGAGCAGGCACAAACCACACUGAAAGUGUACAGCAUGAACAGCGAUAGACUACAGGGGAACCUGGGAACAGCUGGAGAGGAGAGCGCACUGCUGCAGGAGAGCAAUGCUCAGUUGAGGCAGCAGGUGGAGGGAUGGGCGGAGAGGGUGAGUGAGUUGGAGGCCGAGAUGAGCAGGUGUGAGGUGGCCCACGGUGCUAUGCUGCAGGACGUGGCCACCAAAGACGAGCGCAUAAUGUCGUUGACCGAUCGGCUGCUGGGGAUGAAGGGUUGGGAUUCCGAUCUGGAGGAGGAGGAAGCUGAGGCAGGGGGCCAGAAGGAGAACUCCAAUGGUAGAGCAGAGGCAAACGGAAAAGCGGAAGUUAAGGACACACAGGGCCAUCUGCAGAAAGUCCAGAAACUCAUCUACGCUGCGAAGCUGAAUGCGGACCUCAAAGCAGUAGAUGAAGACAAAGACCGACUGUUUGCUAAACUGAGCGAUGAAGUCAAAGCAAAAGAAGAACUUCAAGAGAGCAUCAGGGAGAUGAACAAUGACAAGUUAUCCCUGCAGUCAGACUCUGAGCAGUACCAAGAUCAGGUCCAAAGAUUACAACAGAAACUCCAGAUCAUGACAGAAAUGUACCAGGAGAAUGAGCUCAAGCUACACAGGCUGCUGACCGUGGAGGAGAAGGAGCGCCUGCAGAAAGAGGAGAAGUUAAAUAAAGCGGACAAGAACAUUGCGUUAGCCAUGGAAGAGCUGAGCAACUACAGACAACGUGCGGGAGAGAUGGAGGAGGAGCUGGAGAAAACCAAGCAGUCUUACCAGACUCAAAUAUCAGCACAUGAAAAGAAGGCUCACAAUAACUGGCUGGCAGCCCGGGCAGCAGACCGAGACCUGGCCGACAUCCGGAGAGAGAACAGCCUCUACAGACAGAAGCUGACCGACACACAGUUUAAGCUCGACGCCCUCGACAAAGAUCCCUACGCCUUGGACAGCUUGGCCAGGCCGCUGCCUUUCAGAGCUGAAAGGUCCCCAUACAGUCCAUCUCCUCUGGGUCGACCUGCAUCUGAAACCAGAGCUUUUUUAUCGCCUCCCACAUUAAUGGACGGCCCACCUGCUAGACUGUCUCCGAGAGGCUACAUGUUCCCAGAAUCAGGAGGUCCGAUGUACAGGAGACCUCCUCUGGGACCAUUUUAUCAUCCCAGGGGUCUCGUCCCGGUACCCCCCCACCCUGCAGACAUUGCGGAUGGCUCCUACAGAGACGGGCCUGGCGAUCCUGAACUCACAGAGUCUGGUCCUGGGGAUCGAAGGACUCCCCCUGAAGCCGAUCCAAGGAUCGGGGGGGCACCGCCACCCGGCCACCCAAUGGGUCCCGUGGGCGGCCCCUUUCCUCGUAGAGGCCCCUAUGGCCCGCCGCCUCCUGACUUCUACCCAACCAGGGGACCUGCGGGCCCUCCCAUGAUGCCGAUGUGGGCCCCUCCACCCCCAGGAAUGAUUUUCCCUCCUCGUUUCCCUCCCGGUGGGCCCAAUGCCCCUCGCCCUUACUACGCUCCCCCCAUGCGCCCCCCUCUGCUCGACGGACACCCACAACCCUCGAUGGGUCCGCUCCCUCCCCAGCAGGCCGUCCCCUCCCUGCCGCACAGCCAGUCGGCAGAGGAGCACCUGCCCCCGCCCGAGGACGUCAUCUGAGCCUUUGAGCAACGACGUGACGGUCCGAGGGACGGUCAGUCCGGUCGCCCCCGUUGUCGUUUCCCACGGUUCUGUUUAGCGUGACAGCAACGGCCCGGGGAGGGGGGGUUAUUUAGUGAAGGGGCGUCAGCUCUUAGGAAACCAUCAGCCUUCACAGCCCGUCUGCUUCCUCUCUUCGCCCGUAUCAUCAUCCGACCUGUGAAGUAGUUCCUGUUGCUGUGUCACAUGGUCAGCGGCAGGAUCACGGCAGCUGUGUGUGUGUUUGUUUGUGUUUGUGUGAGAGUGAGUGAACCAGAGACGGUUGACAAUGCCAGAAAGACUUUUAAACAUUUAGACAUUUAAAAAAAAAAUAAUAAAACUAGCUAUUUAGCAUCUCUGGGUUUUGACCAAGAUUGGAUUCCUCAGAGGUAAAACAAGCAAGUUUCUUAAGAUUGGAUUAAAUUGCAUAACUGGAUCUCCCCGGCUUCCCAGUGGGAUUUGUAGGAUUCAGCCCCCAUCAACAGAGCUGUGGUUCCAGACAGCAGCAAACAGGACUUGAUUACGGAGGAAACGAGAGGCUCCUGGUAGCCGGUGACUCACGUUGGAAGGAUGUCACCAUUGUGAAUUUUGUAAAAAGUGAUUAUUGACAGAUUAAUAAAGACUUGAAAGACAGAUUGAAAA
Messenger RNA from Gasterosteus aculeatus aculeatus (three-spined stickleback), 5090 nucleotides. NCBI's taxonomy places the organism in Eukaryota, Metazoa, Chordata, Actinopteri, Perciformes, Gasterosteidae. The record is from RefSeq and is a predicted model, not a curated record.